AUGAAGUUGAUCAACACUAUCUUGAACUUGGUUCUUUUGGCCGGUACCACCCUUUUGUUGGUGUUCAUCCUUUUGUCAGGCUCCACCGACCACUUCCCAUUCAACACAUUCUACUCCGUGAGGGCCAACACCUCCGCUAUCCAGGGCGCUUUCCAGGAAUCCGCAUGGACCUUCUGGGGUGUUUGCGACUACCUGAACUGGCAAGACUGUAAGGUUGGUCCAGCCUACCCAAUCUCGCCAGUGGACAACUUCAACACCUCCGAGGGUGUUCCAACCAGCUUCAUCAACAACAGAGACACCUACUACUACUUGUCCAGAUUUGCUUUUGCUUUCUUGCUUGUUGGUCUUGGUUUCACUGCCUUUGCUCUCUUGGUCGACAUGCUCGGUCUCUGCUUCACCGUCAUCGACAAGGUGGUCAUUGUGUUGGUCACAAUUGCCUUGUUCUUCACUGCCGGUUUCGCCUCUUUCUCCACUGCUGCCACUGUCAUGGCCAAGAACGCUUUCUCCCUGUCUGACAUGGCCGCCAAGGUUGGUGUCAAGUACAUGGCCAUGACCUGGGCCGCAUUUGCUUGCAUUUUGUUGGUCUUCUUCAACACCUGUGCCGCCAACAUUGCUACUUCCUACAGAAAGCACAUUGAGAGAGUAAACGAGUCCAAGCAGAGCCAAGCCUACUACCAAUCUGCUCCAGCCGCCGCCGACAACAACGCUGUGUUGGGCGACGAGUCGUCUUUCACCAGAGACCCAGCCUUGACCGAGAAGGACGAUGCUGGAAGCGGUGGUAUCCGUUUCUUCCGUAUCAAGAGAAACCACAAGACUGCCGAUGACGAGAGUGUUUAA
This is a messenger RNA of Australozyma saopauloensis, 837 nucleotides long. It is a transcript of the gene SUR7, whose product is annotated as Sur7p. Gene Ontology annotation, biological process: fungal-type cell wall organization; endocytosis; septin cytoskeleton organization. Gene Ontology annotation, cellular component: plasma membrane; cell cortex; membrane raft. The transcript has a single exon. The record is from RefSeq and is a predicted model, not a curated record. NCBI's taxonomy places the organism in Eukaryota, Fungi, Ascomycota, Pichiomycetes, Serinales, Metschnikowiaceae. Bases 1 to 837 code for a protein of 278 amino acids.